Rhinichthys klamathensis goyatoka is the source of this 545-nucleotide messenger RNA. RefSeq lists its product as uncharacterized. The transcript has 4 exons. Bases 38 to 358 code for a protein of 106 amino acids. The record is from RefSeq and is a predicted model, not a curated record. Lineage: Eukaryota; Metazoa; Chordata; Actinopteri; Cypriniformes; Leuciscidae.
UACCUGAAGAAAAAACACAAAGAAACAAGCUUUCAAAAUGCUGGUGACAAUGCUAACAGCCAUGUACAUGUUGGUGAAAGUGGUUGAACAGCUGGGUGUUCGGUGGGCACGUGAGCAGGAGCCUCUCCCGUAUAUGGUUUCUCAGCCCUUGCCAUGGCAGGUCCACAACGUCUCCCAUUCUCGGAGAGGAAGCCGUUCAGAAGAGUUUGGGGGCCAGAGAAGGAACAGCAUAGGAGUUUACAGAAAGCACUCUUCGUCCAGUAAUGGACACAACGGAGCCUCUGCCGACAAGGCGGCGUCUACAAUUCAGAACCAGUACAGGAAGUACCAGCAGAAGAAGCAGAAAGACCACAAAUGAAAGACCAAUGAGCUAAACUGUCAGCAGGGUCCAUUCCACGCUGAUCAAGACCCAGUAUAACCUUAUAACCCCAGCAACUGUGCACACGCAAAACUGCUCUGCAUCCAUGUUAAAGGAUGACUUCUGUGAGCGACAGUCACGUAUUCUGAUGUACAGAUAGCUGAUACCUGCACAAACACAAACACUC